GUCCAUCAUUACGAUUAUUGAAAGAUCCAUCGUCAAAACCAAGUAACGAUAUUUGUUAUCUUGAACAAAUCAUAUCAUAUUUUCGUUUUUAUUUUAGAAUCCAAACCAAAUGAAGCACGACCAACUACGGAAUAA
This is a messenger RNA of Rotaria sp. Silwood2, 135 nucleotides long. The record is from the annotation of a GenBank genome assembly. NCBI's taxonomy places the organism in Eukaryota, Metazoa, Rotifera, Eurotatoria, Philodinida, Philodinidae.